Molecule: messenger RNA, 1487 nt
Organism: Epinephelus moara (kelp grouper)
Lineage: Eukaryota; Metazoa; Chordata; Actinopteri; Perciformes; Serranidae
Exons: 9
Coding region: 114-1487 (457 amino acids)
Biological process (GO): T cell activation; positive regulation of ERK1 and ERK2 cascade; interleukin-15-mediated signaling pathway
Cellular component (GO): external side of plasma membrane; membrane raft
Molecular function (GO): protein tyrosine kinase binding; MHC class II protein binding
Source: RefSeq, a predicted model, not a curated record
ACUGAAGGCAGUAUGAGGAAGUUAAUCAUCACAGGAAGUAGAUGCUGUGUUCAUUUUAAGAAGCAGCAGGUUAGAGACUUUGACAGUUGAGAGCGUGAGACCAAGAGAGAAACAUGAUGGCUGAAUUCAGAUGGAUUAUAAUGUCUUUAUUUCUGAUGCUGCUGUUUAAGUUUACAGCAGCAGCAACUGAGAAAUAUUCCUUAGUUGGAGAUGAAGUCACUUUGUCUUGUGAAAAUGUGACACAUGAUCAGGAUAACUGUGACAGUGCUACAUGGUUAUUUAGUGAUCGAAGAAACACAGUGACUCUGUUUGAACAUGGGAAGAUUCACAGAGAAGCUGAAGCUAAAUCAGACAGACUGAGUGUUACAGCAAAAUGUUCUCUGGUUAUAAAGAAGGUCACACGUGAGGAUGUUGGACGUUACAGCUGCAGACAGUUCAGAUCAGGACGACAAGUUUCAGACUCUCAGGUUGAUGUGUCUGUUGUUACCAUGACUGAACAUAAGGACACUGAUCGGGUCAUCUUGUUCUGCUCUGUGUGGACAUAUGAACAGUGUCCACACACAGUGAAGUGGUUGUAUGAGGGUAAUCAGAAUGACUUGGAGACAUCACAGAGUACAUGUUCAGCCUCUGUGACAUUUACAACAUCUGACUAUAAUCAGAAGUUGAAGUAUUCUGAGUUAUUGAAAUGUGAAGUGACAGAUGGUCACACUAAAGAAGUUCAUCAGUUCACCUUCAGCCCUCCUCAGUCCUCAGGUGAGAAACCAGGUCAUGAUGCAGCAACAGCUGCUUCAACAACAACAAGAACCACAACAACAACAGAUUCACCAUCAACAACAGGAAGUAACUGGACAUCAAUGAAAAGGAGCACAUCAGAAGCAACAAACAACAGAGCAUGUGAAAAUAACAAUAAUCAAACAACACAGGGCCCAUGGUGGUUUAUGUCUGUGGGUUUAGCAGCGCUCAUAAUAAGUGUUGUCACAGUCAACAUAUGGACAAGAACUAAAGGGAACAAAACACAGAUGGAUGAAAACAUGAACCUGUUGUGUUCAACAGGGACCAACGACGAAGUCCUCAGACUUAUCGACCUGCGGGUCGCCAAUGACAACCUCUUCACGGGGAAGAGGUAUACCUCCAAGAAGGCCUGGAUAGAAAUCACACAGCUGCUGGACAUGGGGGACAGGGUGACCCCCAUUCAAGUGUCCAAAAAGUGGGACAAUCUAAAAAUCCAGUACAAGGCACGGGGACAGACGGGAGGGGAGGAGACAGCAGCCACAUGGCCAUUCUAUGCCCAGAUGCACGAGGCCAUCGGGGCACGGCCCUCCAUCGAGCAGCAUGUCCUGAUGGACUCGUGCAACCCGGUAGAUGAGCCUGUGGCCCAAGAAGAAGCGGAACUCCAAGGCAGCAAUCCUGGCCUCCCUGGAGGAGGAGGCUGCCAAGGAGGCCGAGGCCAGACGAGAGGCGAGAGAGGCCAGGAAAAGGGCUCUUGA